GUGAUAGCCCUCUGAACGCUACAUUUCACCUCCUUUGCUUUCUCCCAUUCAACACUCUUCCUCUCAACAUUGACACCACCACCACCACCACCCCCCACGACCAACAUUUCCUUUCUUUUUCUUCCUCCUCUUCUUCUUCUUCUUCUUCUUCGAGUGCCAUCAUGAAAUCCAUUAUCCACAGCUUUCAGAAGGGAAGCUAUAUACCCGCCAUGCCCACAACCCAAGCAGCACUCCCCGUCUCGCAAGCCGAUGACUCCAAAGAACAAGGCCUACGCAGAAGGCUCUCCUCUCUCUCCCUCAAGAUCCAGCCCAUGGCUUCCCCUGCAGCUUCAUGGGCACUCCGCAGGUCCAAGUCUGUGUCAUCCAUGGGAGAAUACGCCGGCGGCUCCAUAAGGAAAUGGUGGGACUGGGGUUGGUCUUGGAUUCUCUCCAGAAAACCCAUUUUCGCUACAGAUCUGGAAAUGAACGAGGAAGAAACCAAGAUGCUCGGUUCCCAAUACAGAGGAAGCUGGAGACAUGUUUUCUACAAGGUCAGGUCUGAGAUCAGAAAGCUCGUCGGCUCCGACCAUGUCGGCCUCCCUCAAACCUACAGGUAUGAUUCCUACAACUACUCCAAGAAUUUUGACGAUGGACUUAAUGCGAGAUCCCACGGCUGAGAAAAAAACAUCAUCAGUCAGCGUGAUAUAUGGCUCUGAUUCAAUAAGGUUCAAGAUCCAGAUCAAGACUAGAAUUUUGUAUCCCUUUUGUUCUACUUUACUUUUUCUUUUUUCUACUUCCUUUUGAUGUCAAUGUUCAUCCAUGAACAUUUUACUUGGCUGUAAUUAGACAGAUCAACGUUGUAUUACGUGGGAUUGUUCUGGAAGGCGGUUUAGAAGCACCGUCUCUGUUCUUUGGUAAAACUGCCCUGCAAAUUGCACCACCAUUGUUGUCCAUAUUAAAGCUUCAAGCCACGGAUUUGGGAAAUUGCAGGCAGGGGGGUUGAACGUAAUUACCAUCAUCACACAGCAUGUUGUUAGUAAAUAUGGUUGUUAUUUUUUUUAUUGGUUUGAUUAUUUCAUUGUACGA
This is a messenger RNA of Corylus avellana, 1065 nucleotides long. RefSeq lists its product as uncharacterized. The record is from RefSeq and is a predicted model, not a curated record. Lineage: Eukaryota; Viridiplantae; Streptophyta; Magnoliopsida; Fagales; Betulaceae.